AUGGCAGGAGUUAAUGGAGCAGUCGACGAGGCUCUCAAUAGAGACUACGACUCUUUGUUGAAGCACGCAAGAUGGUACAAUGCCCCUCAAGCCAUAGAUAUACCUAUUGGCGAAGAAGGAGAAGAAGUCGAAAUCCCCCUGCAAGAUCUGGAAGAGCCAACAGAGUUGUGCCAGUUACUAGAGACCGAGAAAGCAGAGCGCAAGCACUGGAUCACGGUAGCACUUUCUUAUGCGAAAGCAAACAAGCUCGACUAUGCUCUCGAAGUUCUGCAGCAGGCACAAAACAUCUUUGCAAGGGGACUGCCAAAGGACAGACUACCCGUCUUAGGCUGCAUAUCAUGGAUCUAUCUUCUCAAGAGCAGGAGAGCGCCACGUGUCGUCAGUGAGGCACAAGAUCCCGACACCAAGACGAAAGAACACUACCUACGCGAAGCCACCAAUGUCAUGAACGAAGCGAUGCGAAUUAACCCUGCUCAUCCUCCGCUCUACCUUACCCGUGGUGUUGUCAAUCUCCUGCGAGCUGCUCUUGCUACAUCCACUAAGACUGGCCAGGCGGCCGAGAACGAAAGAGCAGAUGCAAUCAACCAGGCUCUCAAGUGUUUCGACGAGGCAGUCAGGUUGUCCGACGAACGAAAUUUGUUGGCUCUUAUGGGUCGCGCACGAUCACUAUAUCUGUUAAGAAAAUACUCACAGGCUCUAAACACGUAUCAAGAAGUACUGAGAAAGCAGCCUAAGAUGAAGGACCCUGAUCCACGGAUAGGCAUUGGUGCUUGCAUGUGGCAGAUGGGAUAUCACGAUCAUGCGAAGACAGCUUGGGAAAGAGCUCGACAACUUAAUCCAAACUCGAACAUUGCCCAUACACUACUCGGCAUCUAUACCUUGCGAGAGAGUGAGAAAUAUGGCACAGACGAUAGACGUUUCGAGACCCUAUAUAGUCAGGCAAUGGCAGAUUACCUCAAGAAAGCCUACAGUCUCGACAAGCAGAGUUCGCUCACUAGCGCCGCUUUUUCGACUUAUUUCCUGAACACGAAGCGAUGGGAUCAGUUGGAGGCCCUGGCGAAGAAAGCCAUUGAACAGACAGACAUAAACGCAACUGCAAGUGACGGCUGGUUCGUUCGCGCCAGGAAAGAGCACGAAUUGGGCAAUACUCAGCAAGCUAACGAUGCCUACGGUCGGGCUGAUCAGGCAAGAGGUGGCCAAAAUGCUGGCUUCUUUCCUGCCAAGUUCGGCCUCAUUCAGCUCACGAUUGAGUCGGGUGAUAUUACAAGUGCUAAGUUCAGACUUGAAAAGUUGUUCGAACGCCACAAAGCACUUGAGAUCAUGACCUUGCUUGGAUGCAUCUAUGCCGAGGACAUCUUUGCUGCGCAAAAGGCCAAUCCAAAGGAAGAUAAGAGUGCCGAGUACCGCAAAGCUAUUCGGAUGCUGGAGACUGUACGCAAGAAUUGGAAAGACGACAAAGCAAAAAUCAAGACGAAGCCUGAUUCUGCUGUGCUAUUGUACCUAGCUCGACUGUAUGAGAUGGAGGCACCGCUCGAGAGUGAGAAAUGCUUGGCAGAGGUCGAGAGCCUGCAAAGACAGGCUAUCACUGACGAGCAGCAUUUCGACCCAAAUGCCGAAGACUUCAACGAGUUGAUCCAGGAACACAUGCCACCACAGUUACACAACAACGUUGGUUGCUUUCUAUAUCGAGAUGAGGCAUAUGAGCAGGCCUUACAGCGAUUCGAGAUUGCUCUCAAUGCCACUCUCAAAUUACACGAGAAGCAAAUCGAGGAGAAGCAGAAGGCCGAAGAUGCUGGCGAGAAUACAGCUGAUCUGGAUGUGACUGAUACCGAUGCUUUGGUCACGACAAUUUCCUACAACCUUGCUAGGACUCAAGAAGCACUGGGCCAGAGACAGCACGCCAUUCGAACCUACGAAGGUCUGCUCAGCAGGCGGCAUCCAGAUUAUACUGAUGCUGCCGCACGGCUUGCUUAUCUCGCUCUCAUUGAGUCGCCACAGGACGCUGGACCCAAGAAGCUGAAAGCGAUGUUUGAUGCUGAUCAUGGUCAUCCUGAGGUUCGUGCUCUGAUGGGCUGGUAUUUCCACAGCUCAAAGAAGAAGACGGCCAAUAUUGCAGAAGAUCAAGAGUUCAGACACCACAAGCACACGCUGCAGCAGUACGACAAACACGAUGUUUACUCUCUUAUUGGUAUGGGAAACAUCCACCUUGCCAUUGCUCGUGACAUGCCUCGAAACACUGAGCCCGAGAAAGAAAAGCGGACCAAGAUGUACCAGAAAGCAUACGAGUUUUUCGACAAGGCUCUGCAACUCGAUCCAAGAAACGCCUUCGCUGCUCAAGGUAUAGCAGUCGCUCUUUGUGAUGACAAGAAGAACUUCUCGGAAGCGCUUCAGAUUCUGGUUAAAGUCAAAGAUACGAUUCGGGAUAUUUCGGUGUUCCAGAAUUUAGGUCAUGUUUACUGCGAACUGAAGCAAUAUUCUCGCAGUAUUGAUAGCUACGAGACAGCUCUGCAGAAACAAAUACAGCAACGACAGAAGAGGCACGACUCUUUGCAGCCUUCUGUAAAUGGUGAUGCUGGUGAAACCACGAAUGGUCUCAACGGCCAUGCUAAGGCCGAUCACAAAGAAGAUGCCCAAAUCCUGGCCUGCUUGUCUCGAGUCUGGCUUCUGAAAGGCAAGAACGAUAAAUCAAUUCUUAGCCACACGACUGCGCUGGAUCUGAUGCAGCGAGCUCUUGCUACCGCACCUGAUUCGCCACAUUUGAGAUUCAACGUGGCCUUCAUACAAUUUCAGAUUGUGCUGCUCGUCAACAGCCUUUCGGAUGCAGAACGCACCCUUGAUGACCUUGUCACUGCCAAAACCGGGCUCGAGGAGGCCAUUGCCACUUUCGAAGAGGUAGCAACCGUUCCAAAUCCACCAUAUCCCAAAGCCAUGCUUGAACAGCGAGCUGCGAUGAGUAAGGGUACGAUGAUGAAGCAGGUCGAUCGUGCGAUGCAGCAACAAAGUGACUACGAGCGAGCGAACACCGAGAAGUUGGCAGAAGCGAAGCGGAGACGUGAAGAGGAACUUCGAGCUCGAGAUGCAGCUGCGCAACGUCGAAAAGAGGAGGAGGAAGCACGUGAGGCCGAGGUGCGCAGAAAGAGAGAGGAAUACCAGGAGGAGGCUGCUCGGAAGGCCGAAGAAUUCCGUCAAGCUGCGCUAAUAAGAGAGGCAGCAGAGUACACGACCGAUGAGGAGACAGGCGAUAGGGUCAAGAGACAGAAGAAGAAGAAAGGAGAGGGCAGGAGCAAAAAGAGGAAGGCAAGAGAUGACGAGGACGGAUUUAUCGAGCACGACGAAGACAGCGAUAGUCAAGCAGGCCAUACUGGUGGUCGCGAAAGAACACCGAUCAGUGGCACCGAUGAUGACAAGGAGCAAGACAAACAGCCUAAGAAGAAGAGGAAACUCGAAAGAAAGGCACGGCCAGUCAAAGAGAAGCCUUCGCGGAAACCAAAAGAAAAGGAAGGCAAGUUCAAGAGUCAAGCUGUCGUGGUUGACAGCGACGACAGUGAGGAGGAGGCUGCAGAGACACCACAAGGCAGUGGCUCAGAGGCAGUCAACGACGCACCGACCCCGAAGACUGGUGGCGAGGAUGGGGAUGUCGAUAUGCAGGAAGACGACGCGCAGUCCGGGGCAAAAACAAGGCCUGCACCACGGCAGAGGAAGCAAUUGAGGACAAUUGCGGAUGAUGACGAGGAUGAGGAGGGUGAGGACGUGCCAGUAGUGCCUUCCUCUGUACCAAAAUCUACGUCGCGGGUUGUGGAGGACGACGACGAUGAAUAA
This is a messenger RNA of Lithohypha guttulata, 3819 nucleotides long. RefSeq names its product protein required for normal CLN1 and CLN2 G1 cyclin expression (gene CTR9). Gene Ontology annotation, molecular function: RNA polymerase II complex binding. The coding region runs from base 1 to 3819 and encodes 1272 amino acids. Gene Ontology annotation, cellular component: Cdc73/Paf1 complex. Gene Ontology annotation, biological process: regulation of DNA-templated transcription; transcription elongation by RNA polymerase II. Lineage: Eukaryota; Fungi; Ascomycota; Eurotiomycetes; Chaetothyriales; Trichomeriaceae. The record is from RefSeq and is a predicted model, not a curated record. The transcript has a single exon.